ACAGGAGCCAGGCAGCGUUCUUUAAGUGCGUUCUCCUUUUGCUUGUGACCGUUUGAAGAGUUUGUCUGAUUUUUAUUGACAAAAAAACAGACAUAGACAUAUUUUCUCAAGUUUUUAGAACCGGGGUCCUACCUCAAUUCCCGUGAAUAUGGCUGGUAGAAGGGCUUCCACUGUUCACAAAUUACCCGGUCUGAAGUUAUCUAAAGGACUAUCAAAGGAUGAGGAUGACGCAUGGGAUGGGACUGAUGGCUUGGACGACUUCCAUUUGAAAUCCACUGCGGAUUGCCAUCAUCAUCAUCAUCACCACCAUCAUCAGCAUCAUCAUCAACUGGACCUCUCAGAGGCUGAGCUGAAAGAGGAAAUUACAAGAGUUCUAAAUGCAAACAACCCACAUGCUCCAAAAAAUCUUGUUCGCUACAGCUUCAAGGAACGUUUCUAUAAGCCAGUGACUACUGUGGAUCACUUGGCUGUCCACUUUGCUUUGGAGGGGAACCUACUGCAUAAAGACUCUGAUGAAGCUCGAAGACUUUCCAUCUUUCAGCUACCUCCAGGGGUUGUACCAGUGGAGUGUAAAGUAGAAUCACAUGAGGAUCACGCUGAAACUCCGACUACACCUGUGGAGGAUGGAGGCGAUAGUGAAGAAACUGGAGAUGAGGACAAACCACGUAGAGCUCCCUCAAAACGUCGCAAGAGGGAGGCAAAAAUUACAAAUCAAUUCAACUUCAGUGAAAGGGCAGGACAGACUCGCAAUAAUCCUUCAAGGGAAAGAAGCUGCCAGACUGAACCUCCUCCCCGCAUCACCUUUUCUGGCUCUGCUAAUCAGUGGGAGAUCUACGACUCAUACUUGAGGAAACUGCAGACGCAAGACUCAAUUGAAAAGAAAAGAAAAAGCGUAGUAGAGAAAAAAGAUGAUUUUGACGUCAAGAAAAAUUCGUUGAUGGACAGUGGGCGUGAGGAUGUCGCUCACGUGGGCGAGGUAGUCAAGAUCAUUGAACGAAUAGUCAUCCAAAAUACGAUGGAUGACAUAGCACAAGAUUUUAAGUACUUUGAGGAUGCCUCAGAUGAGUACAGAGACCAGGAGGGAACUCUUCUGCCUUUGUGGACGUUUCAGUAUGAAAAAGCCAGGCAUUUGUCUGUCACUGCCCUCUGCUGGAAUAACAAAUACCAGGACCUGUUUGCUGUGGGAUUGGGAUCAUAUGACUUUGGUAAACAGGCGGGUGGCAUGCUGCUCUUCUUCUCAUUGAAGAACUCGGCUUAUCCGGAGCACAUCUACCCCUCGGCCUCUGGGAUCCUUUGCCUGGACAUCCAUCCAGAACUCUCGUAUUUGGUGGCAGUGGGUUUCUACGAUGGCUGUGUGGCUGUUUACAACUUGAAGGAGCGAACACAGGACCCUGUUUAUACGAGUACCGCAAGCACCGGAAAGCACACAGAUCCUGUCUGGCAGGUGCGCUGGCAAAACGAUGACAUGGACAACAACCACAUGUUUUGUUCGGUGUCAUCUGACGGCAGAGUCGUGACCUGGACACUCGUCAAGAAUGAGCUAAUGUCCUCGGACAUUAUCAGACUGACUGUGAAAGGUGCUCCAUCUGAUGGGUCAGAGGAUUCACAGCUGACUGCCGUCUCUCAUGGUACAUCGCUCGACUUCCACAAACAGAUUGAUUAUCUGUUCUUAGUUGGCACAGAAGAGGGGAAAAUAUAUAAGUGCUCCAAGACUUACUCCAGUCAGUUCCUGGAGACAUAUGAUGCCCAUCGUAUGCCAGUGGACACUGUUAAGUGGAACCACUUCCAUCCCAGAAUUUUUAUUUCUUGCAGUUCGGACUGGAAUAUCAAGAUCUGGGACCACACCAUCAACACUCCAAUGUUCACCUUCGACCUCAGUGCCCCCGUUGGAGAUGUUUGCUGGGCUCCUUACUCCUCCACUAUAUUCGCGGCCGUGACAAUAGACAGAAAGGUUCACGUCUUUGACCUGAGUAUCAACAAAUUUGAAGGCAUCUGCCAUCAGAUAGUGGUUGCCAAAAAGACCAUCCUGACUCACAUUGAAUUUAAUCCCAUCCAUCCGAUCAUCAUUGUGGGGGAUGACCGGGGGACUGUGACCAGCCUCAAGCUCUCCCCGAACCUCCGCAAGAAGCCCAAGAGCAAGAAGGGCCAGGAGCUGCCCAAGGGUUCAGAAGCAGAGAUAUUAAAGAUGGACAGGCUGCUCGCCCUGCUGAGAGAACCAGAGCUAGACUGAAGUCACACCGACUCCGCUUCAAUUCAGCCAAUGUGGCUUCUCAUAUGGUGGAGUUUUUUUUCUGUUUGCAGCAAAUAAAAUGAACAUGUUGCAAUCUGUGUAUUUGAUCAAAUGUUCUCUUAGAGUCUUACUUGAUGAAAUUGAAAUGAGAGCCCCAAAUUCUUUUUUUUUUUUUUUUUUUUUUUUGCUGUUGAUAUAGUUUUUUCUUUUUAUACUUUUGAUAUAUUGAGUAGACACAAGAACCCUCAGUGAAAGUUGUAAGAUGAAUGCUUGUCACAGUGUUAUGUUGUGUUCAGUUGUAUCACCUGGAUUUUCUGGGAACUGAGGACAGUUGUUGCUGCUCUGCAAAAGGAUUCCUGUCUCGUUUGGACAUGAUUUCAGAUGCAUAGUGGUUCUCUAUAAGAAGACCGAUUUGCAUCUGAGGCGUCUGGGAAACAACCUUGUUGUAAGUCAUUUAGAGUCCUGCAAAUGUCCAUGCAACCUUAACUCCCCGAGGAAACAUUGACAUGUCGGAAAUGUUAUUGUGUGCUUCUUUAUUACUUGUCUCUUCACAAGUUAUGUAAGCAAUAUUGACACUGAUGCGUUUGUUUGGUUUUUUUUUGUUUGUUUUUUGCCAUAAAAAGCUGAGACAUGUUUUUGUUUCAUACAGAAAAUGUCAAAAAAAGGCAGAGUUCAACUGAUUUGAGUCAUGUGUUGUUUUUCUUGAUAUUUGUUUAAUUGAUCCUUCAGUCUGUCUUACCUGAAAGUGCUGCAUGUGUUUUCAUGUAAUUUGUUGACAAUAAACAUAUUAAAACUGUUUAACAAAA
Messenger RNA from Poecilia reticulata (guppy), 3036 nucleotides. RefSeq names its product dynein, axonemal, intermediate chain 1, paralog 2 (gene dnai1.2). Gene Ontology annotation, biological process: cilium movement; outer dynein arm assembly. Lineage: Eukaryota; Metazoa; Chordata; Actinopteri; Cyprinodontiformes; Poeciliidae. The record is from RefSeq and is a predicted model, not a curated record. Gene Ontology annotation, cellular component: outer dynein arm. Gene Ontology annotation, molecular function: dynein heavy chain binding; dynein light chain binding.